This is a messenger RNA of Cavenderia fasciculata, 267 nucleotides long. RefSeq lists its product as uncharacterized. Bases 1 to 267 code for a protein of 88 amino acids. The transcript has 2 exons. Gene Ontology annotation, cellular component: intracellular membrane-bounded organelle; membrane. The record is from RefSeq and is a predicted model, not a curated record. Lineage: Eukaryota; Evosea; Eumycetozoa; Acytosteliales; Cavenderiaceae. Gene Ontology annotation, molecular function: heme binding.
AUGGUAUCAAAAGAAGAAGUAGCAAAGCAUUGUACAAGAGGUGAUUGUUGGGUCAUUAUCAAUGGAAAGGUAUAUGAUGUAAGUCAUUUCCAUUCACUUCACCCUGGAGAAGGUAUCAAUGGACAAUAUAUUGCUGAUCACGCUGGAAAGGAUUGUUCAGAUUUGUUUGAAAAGUUUCAUCAAUCAGACGAUCCAUUUGAAAUGUUAGAAAAGAGUGAAGAUGGUAAAGAACCAGGAAUUGUAUAUAUUGGAGAAUUAGACGAAUAA